AUGACACCGCAUGAAGAAGAGCUGGAGCUCCCGCCAGCGCCCCGAUCGCUGUGGGAUUUUGCGAGCAUCUUGUCACCUGUAGUCAAGUACUAUGUAGCGUUGCUGGCUCUUUUCUUUGUAGCACGCUGGUUUAAUCGUCAGUUGGAUAACGAGGCGGAUGCACAGGAGCGACAAGGACAGAGACCCGUUUUAUCCCCAGGAUUGACCGUUGAAAGCUCGGAAGAGGAGGAAACUGAAGCGAUUGAGGAACUUGUGACGGAUGGAAAUCGACUUGUACGAAUGGAUGGUCAAAAGGGUCAUAAGGUCCAUAAGAAAAAGAUGAAAAAUACCGCCAAGGAACUCUUUGAUGGGCUCCGGAAGGUAGAGCAAGAGCUACGGGACAAGAAAGCCAAGGAGGACGCUGAAGAUAAUGUGAGCUGGAAUGAACUUCAUUCGAAUAUGCUACGCCGUUACAAGGAAAAAUAUCCAAAUCAUGGACCGCGUGUGGCUAAUGACGAGACGGACAAGUACGAUGAAGAGUUUAAUGAGUUACUGCGAAAGAAUAACAUUGAUCCAAAUGAGCUGAAGAGUCGUAACAUGAAGAAGACCGCGUAA
This is a messenger RNA of Peronospora belbahrii, 594 nucleotides long. The record is from the annotation of a GenBank genome assembly. Lineage: Eukaryota; Oomycota; Peronosporomycetes; Peronosporales; Peronosporaceae.